AGACUGAAAAUAGAUCCAGCUGGGUUUGGUCUGACGAUCAUCGACUCCUGUUUCCACCAAAAUAAACGGACGCUACCGGAGGAUUUACCGUUUAUCUUUUUGUCUUUCAGCUAGAUCCGGGUUUUCUUCAUCCUGCUUGAAUCAGAAACGUUAUUUUUAUUUAUUCUAAUCAGCCUCAUUUAUAUUUUCCAACCUCUCCGAAGUGAUGUCUGUCGCGGGGUUGAAAAAGCAGUUCCAUAAAGCCACUCAGAAAGUCAGUGAGAAGGUUGGAGGGGCAGAAGGAACCAAACUAGACGAUGACUUCAAAGAAAUGGAAAAGAAGGUGGACAUCACCAGCAGAGCGGUGCUGGACAUCAUGACCAGAACCACAGAGUACCUGCAGCCCAAUCCAGCAUCCAGAGCCAAGCUGAGCAUGAUCAACACCAUGUCCAAGAUCCGUGGCCAGGACAAAGGACCCGGCUACCCGCAGGCCGAGACCGUCCUGGGCGACGCCAUGUUGAAGUUUGGGCGGGAGUUAGGAGAAGAGUCCUGCUUCGGUUUGGCGCUAAUUGAUGCCGGCGAGUCCAUGAAGGAACUCGGGGAGGUGAAGGACGCUCUGGACAUGGAGGUCAAACAGAACUUCAUCGACCCGCUGCAGAACCUCCACGACAAAGACCUCAAAGAGAUACAGCAUCAUCUAAAGAAGAUGGAGGGACGCCGUCUGGACUUUGACUACAAGAAGAAGCGUCAGGGGAAAGUCCAGGACGAUGAGAUCAAACAGGCACUGGAGAAGUUCGACGAGAGCAAAGAGAUCGCAGAGCAGAGCAUGUUCAACCUACUGGAGAGUGAUAUCGAGCAGGUGAGCCAGCUGGCGGCGCUGGUCCAGGCCCAGCUAGAGUACCACAGCCGGGCCGCCGAGAUCCUCCAGCAGCUCUCCAGCAAGAUGGAGGACAGGAUAAAGGAGGUGUCCAGUAAACCGAGGAAGGAGUACGCUCCGAAACCCAGGAUGACCCUGGAGCUGCUGCCCCCCAGCGAGAGCCACAACGGGGGGAUACACUCCGCCAAAUCCCCCGGAAGAUCACCAGCCCCGAUGGACCAGCCGUGCUGCAGAGCGCUCUACGACUUCGAGCCAGAGAAUGAAGGCGAGCUCGGCUUCAAAGAGGGCGACGUCAUCACCCUGACCAACCAGAUCGACGACAACUGGUACGAGGGCAUGAUCAACGGCCAGUCGGGCUUUUUCCCCAUCAACUACGUGGAUAUCCUGGUUCCGCUCCCUCAUUAGGCCCCGACCCGGCCCUCUCCCCUUCGACUGACCCCCCGAAAACAGCCUGUAUUUGCAUAAACAACAAACCACGCCCUCCUUCUACUUCUUCUUCUUCUUCUUCUUCUUCUUCUGUGCUUCUGUGCGAUUCUGCUUUCACAAAACGGACUGGACGGGGCAGCGAUUAGAGGAGAAGAAGGGAAGGACAUGAGGAUCAUAGCGUGAGGAUUAAAGCAAGCCGAGAGGAGUCGGUGCUCGGCCGGGCAGCGCUGGAUACCAAUGAGGCUUUGGAGACUUGCAUAAGGCACGGUGUAUAUGUACGUGCAUGUAUGUGUCUGCAUUUCGACCUCUUCUUACUCUAUUACGAUCAAGCCAGCAGAAAUUCCUGCCCGUCGGUUCAACCGCCUGACAGCUUUUCCUGUGACACUGUCUCCUUCCUCUCUUCCUACUUUUCUCUUUCCCUCGAAUAUCUUUUCUACCUUGACUUGCCUUCCUGUGCUCUUCUUCAGAUUUCUCAGCAACUGUCACAGUCUUCCCCACUUUCUGUCUUUCGUACUUUCUCUUUGUCUUUCUGUCCUCUUCCCUUGCCUAGCACUGCCUUUCAGCAUGGCUCCAUACUCAGUUCAGAUCCAGAGCUACAGCUGGGCGUCAGACCCUUCUGCUUUUCGUUCCAGUAUACCUCGCCCUCUUUUUUUAGCUCUUCUUGUAACAUACUUUGCGUUUUUCUCCGAGAAUCCUCUGCAUAGAAUUUCAGCUCAGCGGCUGCAUGCAUGAACCAGCCAAACUGAAAAAAUUCAAGUGAUAGAACGCUGGGUGAAAUCCAGGUUUUAGGAGUGCAUUGCUGGGGUAAAGCAGUACCUGCAAUAAGCUUAGUCCUGUAAUGGAAAUUUUAACAGUUUGAGGGUCAGGAAACUCUUUGAACUCAUCAGUAAGCAACACAGGCCUGUUGUACUGAACGGAACGUACCACCAGCUUGGUGAAUUGAUAAGCCUUGCAUAGAGAAAAAGAGGCUUGUUUUUCGCUGUAACUAAGUUACCCAUUCACAGUGUUUUGUGUGUACUGUGUGGAGUAGGUGCUUGCUGACUCGUCUUAUUUGUGGCUUUUGCAUGCAGGGCCGUGUGAACAGUGGUAAAAAUUCCUGUUUUCAGAACUUUUAUUUGCUCAGAAACCUGUCUGGACAUCUAUUCAGGUUUGCCAUAUAAGUAGGAUGCAUAGCAGUUGGUGGACAGUUUAUCGAUUGCUGUUAUCACACAACCUGUUGUCGGUAGGGUUUGCUUGAAUAUUUAUAGUGUCAUUAAGGCAGCAGACAUUCCAAUGUGAUCUCACGAUACACAGACCAAAUUCUCUAACCUUCAGAACAUUCCGGCUAUCGCUUACUUUAAUACUCAGUUCCAGUUUUCAGUUCCAAAACCUUCCUAUGUACCAACUGUAUGCAAAAUGCUCAAUGUUUCUGAAAGAAUAUUACAGUAUGUAAGCACUGGACACUAUACCGGCAUAAAUAUCCCACAAUUCAAUGCAGUACCGAAAGCUACCAAAGCAACUAGUCCUUAAUGACAAUUACUCUUUGAUUUAAGUCUAAGGUUGAGAUGGAAACAAAGUGUAGCAAGUUGCUAAUUCUGCCUGAUAUCAAGCUAACAGAUGUCAGUGGAGAUAAAGACAAUGAAAAGAUACCCAAUAUACUUUAUUCACUAAAAAAUGUAGUGCCUAUAAGAGCUAUUCUCCCCUCUUGGAUUUUUCCCCCUUUUAUUGCUUUUCAACAUUGAAUCAUGGUCACUUUGGUGUUUUGGCAGUAAAAGAUCCUUGCAUGUCAAAAUAAAAAAAACAUUCUUUGCGAAGCAAUAUCAAUAAAUUCAAAAUAUUACAUGUCAAAAAGCGACUAAAUCCGAACUGCUUCAGGGAGAGUCUUGAUGGCCUUCCUCUCUUCUCGGCCUCUUCUUGCUUUGUCGGUCACUUUUUGAGGACGACCUGCUCUAGGCAGAUUUACACGUGCCAUAAUCAUUCCAUUUUUUUACUGAUAGAUUUAACUUCACUCCUAGGGAUGUUCCUUUUAUUGUUUUUAACAAUGAAUCAAGGUCAAUUCAAUUUACCAAAAAAAAAGAUUUUCUGCAAAGCAACGCCAGUUAAUUAAAAAUAUAAAAUUUGAAUUAAGUGACUGAAUCAGUGCCUCUUCAGAGGGAGUCAUAGGUGUCUUGGUGGCCUCAUUUGUCCUGUUCUUGAUCAGUCACUCUCUUUUUGAGUACAAACUGCUGCGAGCAGAUUUACACAUGUGCCAUAUUCCUUCCAUUUCUUAAUAAUGGAUUUAAUUGUACUCCAACGGAUGCUCAGUGACUUGGAAGCCUUUUUUAUGGAGUGUUCUUUGGUCUUCAUGUUGUAGUUACAUCCAGGAGUACUGAUUCACCUUCCAGAUACAGGUGUCUUUAUACUACAAUCACUGAGACGCAUCACUGACGCUGCACUCAGAGGAUCUUUUUUUUUUUGUCAAUUCCUGUCAAAAAAAACCCAAAACUGUCCAUUAUUUAAAGUUGAAAAGCAAUAAAAGAGAAAAACUUCCAAGCACAGUGAAUAGUUUUUAUAGGCACUGUCUGCUCACUUAUAUUAUACGUAUUCAGUAUGCCGUUCAUAGUAUGGAGUUUCAGUAUAACCUUUCAAACACUCCAGAAAUUUGAACGUUUUCUGACUUAGACAUUACUAGAAUCUCAGUACCAGUCCUCACCUCCACAUUACAGUGGAAAACAGGAGUCUUCUGCUGCAUGUUCUGCGUCAGUCAGCGCGAUAUAUAUACGACCGCGAAACUGCCUUAGCUAUAAUGCUUAUGCUAUAAGUAGUGCUUUUGUCAAAAACCUCUGACUGCUGGUAAUUUUCCAUCAGAAAAAGCUGUCUUUGUUGUCUAGUCUUGAUAUGAAGUUCUAAAUAGAGUGGGCUCUUGUUGAUUGUUUAAAGUCAUUGGGAUAAAUCACAUUUCAAUACUCAAACAGUUAGUUUAGGGUUAGGAAGCACUCAGUAUUGGUGGUAACUAUAAGCUAUGCUAGUUCCCUGGAGCAUGCAUCACAUACAGUAUAUAGUGGAGCUGGUACAAUGGCUACAACUGUUACUCCACCAAAGUGCUACCUACCUAUAUGACAGUAUUCUUUAAAGGCAGUAUUCAGGAGUCUGAUCUUAUAAGAAAGGUUGUUAUUUAUUGUUAAAGGCUCUUCAAUAAUGUUCAUCAAUGAUAUUAGGUUACAAAGAUAAUGACAAAACUACCUAGUUCAUGUAGUGGAAACAGAAUUACAGGGUUUUACAGUUGAUAACAGCAAAACAGGUGUAAAGGUGCGAUAUAUGAGUAUUUUAAAAAGUUCAGUUUCUGAUUUCGAAGGCAGAACCAUCCCAUCCUCACGCAUGUUUUUCUACCAGCAGGGUGGCCAUGUCAAAGUUGAGGCAGUCAUCCAUGUCUUUCAGUUGCUCUCUGGACCACAGACAGACUUCAAAACACGUUAUUUUCCUGUGUAGUAUCAAUGAAGACAUGCAUACCUGUCAGUCACCAUUUUCUAUCUUUUAUAAUAUAUCCAUGAUGAAUUUCUUUAUCUUGUAAGCGAAACAGAGCAAAUUUCACUUCAACUCGUCGGUGGCAGCUUUGUGAUGUGUCACUCUUUGCACAUUUGUUGCAGCAAAGUUCAGUUCUCUUCCAUCUCUGUUUGUAACCAACCCAGUCUACACAAAAUUAUGUUCUUAUGCACCUAAACUGCAUUCUCAAAUACAUUCUGAAGGUGUAAUGUAAUUUUGUGACGUGGUAGAAAAGGCAACCAGUUUGAAAGUGCGGUAAAGUCUGAGGUAGGACGGGAGGUUGGUGGCAUAAACCAGUUGGUUUGGUAUUGCACCAAAACUACAUUGUUAUAUUUAGAAAAACAAUAUUUUAUGUUGAACAGUUUUACAUGUCAGAAGCUUGGUUAAGGUUUGGAACCAAAUUUACGUGGUCAGUGUUCAGAAAAACAUCAUGGUUUGGGUUGAAGUUCAGUCCUUUUGCCACAGAUUUGAAACAUCCUCUUCAUGUUCUGGGUUACUCAAUAAUCCCACCCCAUCUAAUGUAUUUUUGAUUGGCUGAAAAGAAGCUACAGUUAUCAGAGACAAAUAAAUGGAAACUCUAUUCUUUUGUAAUGUAAUUGAAAAUGCAGUUUGGUAGUAUCUAAAUGUAAUUUUGUGGAGACUCGGUUGCAGAGACAAGAUAAAGAGAAAACUUCCUCAUAUUGAACUUUUACUUUGCUUUACUUUUGUGUUGUAGAAACCAAACUCUUUCCUUCUGAUUGUGGCAAAUCCCAGUACCCACGAUUUAUUUUUUGACCACCAAGCAGUGAACUUAAAAACCUGGUCAGCCGACAGGUAAAACAUCCGAUGGGACUGAUCUUUCAAAAUAAUAUACUCACAUGUAGCACCUUUAAAGUUGGAGCUUGUUGACUGUUUUUACCUGCAAGACAAGUUGACAAGGAGGGUCAUGCACAGAUGUGGAACUUUUAAGAGUUGGAUUCAAAAUUCAGCAGCCAGUUUGCAACGUUAGAAGCUCGAAUGUAUGACAAAUCUAGAGAACAACAUAUUGUAGUCAUGUCUUGCUGGAAUUAACAAACAUCAGGAUGUAAAAUCAGGCACCUUGAUAGAAUUCUUGCUGUCAUUUUCAUUUUAAUGAAACUAAAACCUACAUAGUUGGAAGCUUAAAGCAUCUAAAAAGCUUUGCUUUUUUUCUAUCUAGGCAUUAAUUAUUGUGUCUUGAAUGUCAGCAGGAAUCUGUGCUAGCAUAGCUGAUGAGGCAGAUGGGACUGACCAGCUGACCUUCACAUUCGUGCACUUUGCUGAGUUGAGCAGAACUGAGUAUUUAGCUCCCGAAUAAUGAAUACCACAUCUUAAAUGUAAGUCAUAAUAUUAAAACACAGAGAGAAGUUCAUUAGAAAAACAUGGGAGGUUUCAACUAUCUCUGAUUUCUAUUUAAGAGCUGAUUUCAUUCUCCACAAUGUUUCAGAACCUCUCUGCUCCAUGUAAACACUGCCUGCAGUUCAGCUGAAAAGCUGCUGAAUUUUUGUCAGGUGACUGAUAGUCACAGCUGAAUCAUCGAUGGUUUUUUGGUUGCACCAAAGAGAACAGAUUUUUUUUUUUGUUUUUUCAGAAUGUGGAACAAACCAAUUUUAAAUGAGGCAUGUCGAAUAGCUUGAUGGUAAAUUACAUAUUAGCUUAGAUUUGGAUCAUUUUCCUGACGUAACCAUACACAUCACGUGUGAUUAGUUCAAGAACGAUGGGAAAGUUCAAUUCCCCAUGAAUAUUUUUGUUUGCUUUUAUAGUUUCUGGCUGAAAUGGUGUCAUUAGUUUAAAAAAAAAAGAAAGAGCUAAAUUAAGAUUUGGGGGUUCAUCAGGUUAAGAUAGCUCAUAACUAAAAAUAUUAUUCAGAAAAAUUAUGAAGUAUCUAUUUAACAAUAUAUCCUGCCUUGAAUGAAGGUACUUUGUAUUUUGUUUUUCUGAGGCAGUCCACAAUCAGCAAAUACAAGACAUGAGGCACUACUGAAGCAAACAAAAUAUGAUACCAAGUGUUUCAUUAGAGGAUUGACAAGUUCAAAGCUGUAAGUUUCUUUUGGACACAACUAGUAAUAAUAAAAAAUGGAAGUUUCAAGCUGGUUGCAGAAAUUCAAGAUGUUCUAUUAAAUGUCAAUAAACAUUGAGUAUAAAUGCAAUAAAUUAUGACAUAACAAUAAAGGAAAGUUUCAAUAAGAGGAAGAGAUGACUUAAGGAAAACUGUGUAUCUAUCUAUCUAUCUAUCUAUCUAUCUAUCUAUCUAUCUAUCUAUCUAUCUAUCUAUCUAUCUAUCUAUCUAUCUAUCUAUCUAUCUAUCUAUCUAUCUAUCUAUCUAUCUAUCUAUCUAUCUAUCUAUCUAUCUAUCUAUCUAUCUAUCUAUCUGCUCAGACAUCUCUUCCAUUGCCAAAGCACAUGUAUGAUAACAACAAUACAAUCACAACUGCAGUAAACUGGGUAAUAAUCUCUCUUCCUCGCUCAUUCUUUCUGCUGCUCUGUAACUGUUUCAGGUUGUUGUAAUCAUCGGGGGUUUGGAGCUCAUCUGUGUUCAGUGUUUCCUUUUUAUUUUAUUUUUUAAAUUAUUUCGUCCGUGAGUUCUGUGUCUGAAAACCUGAUUUUUCGGAGUCCGCCUGUGGAAAGUCUGUGAGCUGCAUGCAACUGAACCGCUUUACAUCUGCUGUUCGAGAUGGUUUUCCAAAAAAGAAAAAAAAGUUUAAAGAUUUAAGAAAAAGGAGGAGAUAUUUGUCCUGCUGGCUUUUUUUUGCGAUGCAGUGAGCCUAAGUUAACUGCUGUUCUUAAGUUCUGUUGUUCGAUUACUGUAUUGCUUUUUUGACCUGCUUAAGCUAUAUUCAUAUAGCACUCUUAUUCCAAUUACAAAGUGCUUUAAGACUUUUUUAAUUUUCUCGAAUGUUUUAAUUUAUUGUUUCGCUCUUUUUCUAUGUUUGUUUGUUCUUUUCUUUUGUGCUGACUUGCCCUCUAUGGCGACAUGUAUUCUAACCUCAGUGAGGGACUUGUACAGUGUUACCCUCCACCAUCCCCGUUCACCUUGACGGGAGUCAGACCUCGGCCAUGUUUCCUGCCUGAGUUUCGGUUUCAGCAUCAGUCUCGGAUUGAUGGAUCGAGUGUUGCAUUUCAAGCCGAACUUGCAGACUGAAGCUUCAGUUCUCACAGCAGCUCUGAGAACAGAAAUACUCCCAUUGUUUGGGAUAAACCUGAUAAGAAUGAGUUUUAUUUUAUUUUCAGGUGCUGAUAAAUACGUGUUGACGGGAUAUCAAAGUGAUAUCCUCCAUAUUCCUCAUUUUAAGUUAUAUAUGACAUUUUAUGAGCUUCACAGUGGUCAGCACUGUUGCCUCACAGCUAGAAGAUGUGAUAGUUUGCCUCUAUGUGUAGCCCUGAGAUGGACUGGUGACCUGUCCACGGUGUCCCCUGCCUUCACCCUAAGUCAGCUGGGAUAGACUCCAGCACCCCAUGACCCUAAUGAGAAUUAAGCGGUGUAGAUAAUGGAUGGAUGGAUGACAUGUUACAAUAAUUAGCCAAUAAUACAGUCUUCUAUUAUAUGCCAGAUGCAAUGCUACAAAGUUUCUUGUACUACAUCAACUAAACAUCAUGUAAACAUAGAUGUAGCCGCUGUGACGCCACCUAUUGGUUUUGUAAACUACUGUUUUAAAGUGUCUAAUCUUGGAUCUGGCUCAGAUCUCAACAACAUGCUCAAAUGAUAAUGACUUAUCAAUCACAAGGUAGCUACGCCCUAAAGCGUACCCUGCUUUAUUGCCUAUUCUCGGCUAAAUGGGACCAUAAUUUACAAAAGGAGCAUCUUUCUGCAUUGAAAUAAACUUGAAACUAGCAAUCAAGAUCAUAAACUCUUUAGGAAAAUGUUUACUGAGUUAACAAAUCAAGUGAGAAGUUGGGUCAUUUUCUCAUAGACUUCUGUACAAUCUGCAACCAGACUGGUCACUCCCUGCUGGCUGUUAAUCAGAAUGCAGGCCUAAGUCACUUCAGCAUUGGCUUCACUUUUCAGGCCUGAAGGCUACAUCUGUAUUUUAUAUAGUCUAUAAUUCCAUGUACCAUGUUUGGUUUUUAAGGAUGAGAGCAUUGCAGAAAUAUGACCUCACCAAAGUUUCACCAUUUCAGCUUGCUGUGCUGACAAUGAGCAAAAAUCCACAUAAUUUUUGUGCAGCUUGAGCUUCAAAUCAUCUGUGCCAAUUUUGGUGAGGAUUAAGAAAACUUUUUCAAACAAUCUAAUAUAACAGAUGUUGGUGUCAGAGGGCAAACAAGCGCUAUAGUGCACAAAGUGCACAAAAAUGUAAUGGGUUUUUCCUUCACUCAUGCUCCACUUUUUCACCAAGUUUAGUUUAAAUUGGCCUUGUAGUUUCUGCGUAAUCCUGUGCACAGACAAACAAAAAGCAAGGAGAACAACCUCAUUGAGGCAACGAGUAAAUCAAAUGCAAAAUAAGCAAAAACAAAACCCUUUUCUUUGAAGUCAGCUUCUUUAAUGAACCGGUUAAAGAAAUAAAUCAACAUUCUGAGGAAAUACACUGACUUGUUUCCUUGAUAUGAAUUUGACACCUCAAAUCUGCACAGUAAACAUAAAGCUACAGCCAGUUAGCUUAGCAUGAGAUAGCAACUCAUUUAGCUUUGUUAACAACUACUUGGUCAAAUUGUGCUGUAGAUUGUCUUCUGGUUGACUUCAUAGCUGAAAAAGUUAACUUUAGAGAUAAAAUAAAUGGUUUAGUUUCCGCUAAGCAUCCAGGCUCAUAAAUGCAGUUUCAAAACAUGACUAGGAUUUAUAAUUUCUUUACGUUUAUGAAUCUUUUUUUUCUCCGUUUGUCAUGCAACUUUUUAACUCCACCUGUGAGGUUGCUCAUGCCCUGCUUCAAAGAGACAUUUCUCAGCAACUGAAUCUCUGAUCUGCCGGUUGAUUUUCAGGUUGUAAUAAUGUGGCCUUGGUCUGAACCGUGGCUGUUACAUAAUAUUACUGUAUGCCUUGUGACUGUAAGAAUAAAAAAGACAAAAAAAGCCCUUGGCCUAUGGAACCUGCUGUCUCCUGGUGAGCUAUAUGUGUGUGUGUGUGAGUAUAUACACACCUUGUUGCUAUUUAUUUAUGGACUUUGCAAAUUCAUUUGGUUAUUUAUUUAUUUAUGUAUUUAUUUAUUUAUUUAUUCCUGCGUCCUAUUUAUUGGCCGGGCACCUGUGGCAUAUUUGACGGUUGUCAAUACAUUGCUGUGUGAUGUGGAGGGAUUUUUGGGGUUUUGGUCGGGUGGGGGUGGUCAGUGGAAAAAACCUCGCUGUGAUACUAACUCUAACUGUUGCUCUCCUCGUAUUGGACGAUGAUAUAAUCUAAGACCACUGUAUGUAUAACUGCUUGUCGUGAAGAUGAACUACAAUGUAAUGACAAUAAAGAAUUAACACUAUGAUGACA
Amphiprion ocellaris (clown anemonefish) is the source of this 10187-nucleotide messenger RNA. It is a transcript of the gene sh3gl2b, whose product is annotated as SH3 domain containing GRB2 like 2b, endophilin A1. Gene Ontology annotation, cellular component: cytoplasm; glutamatergic synapse; presynapse. The transcript has 9 exons. The record is from RefSeq and is a predicted model, not a curated record. The coding region runs from base 206 to 1261 and encodes 351 amino acids. Gene Ontology annotation, biological process: synaptic vesicle uncoating. Gene Ontology annotation, molecular function: protein binding. Lineage: Eukaryota; Metazoa; Chordata; Actinopteri; Pomacentridae.